Molecule: messenger RNA, 2803 nt
Organism: Vicia villosa (hairy vetch)
Lineage: Eukaryota; Viridiplantae; Streptophyta; Magnoliopsida; Fabales; Fabaceae
Product: protein ANTAGONIST OF LIKE HETEROCHROMATIN PROTEIN 1-like
Exons: 1
Coding region: 163-1410 (415 amino acids)
Source: RefSeq, a predicted model, not a curated record
UAGAAGGUUCGAAAAGACAGAACGGCGCCGAAAUGGAAGGUUCAUUCAUAGUACCAAUGAAAGGGCAGCAGUAUUCUACUGAAUGAGUCAGUAUAUCUGUCUCUCACUCUCUCCAACCCUUUUUACCCUAACCUCGAUUUCCGUUCCUUUUCUCUCUCUCCCAUGGAAUCUCGUAAAUUGGCUGCGUUACUUUCCUCCCUAAUUUCCCAACUCCUCCUCAUCAUUCUCCUCAUUUUCCCUCCCAAUUCCCUCCACCUCAAUUCCACUCCCAACUCCAAUUCAAAUUCCAAUUCCAAUUCCACCACUUUCUCUCUCAUCCACCACUUCCUCUUCUCCCAACAAACCGCCGUCACCACCACCCUCCUCUCCCGCAAACGCAAACGCCCUAAACACAACCACCGUCCCACGCCUAACCCUGAUUGGUUCCCCAUCUCCUUCCUCAUGUCCUCCUCCACAUUCGAAUGGCUCACCGGUUUACUCGAACCGCUCCUCGAAUGCCGUGACCCGGCUUACCUCUUCCCUCUCAACCUCUCCGCCGGCCUCCGUCUUGGUAUCGGUCUCUUCCGUCUCGCUAACGGCUCCGAUUACUCCCAAAUUUCAUCUCAAUUCAACGUGCCAGUCUCCGUCGCUAAAUUCUGCGUUAAACAACUCUGUAGAGUCCUAUGCACCAAUUUCCGAUUCUGGCUUUCUUUCCCAAACGCUAACGACCUUCGUUCCGUUUCACAGAAUUUCCAAUCUCUCUCCGGUUUGCCUAAUUGCUCCGGCAUCAUUUUCUGCUCUCGCUUCGAAAUCGCUCCAUCAUCCUCCUCCUCCUCACCAUCAGUAUCCCAACAACAGCAACAUUCCACAAUCGCAGCUCAAAUAGUUGUCGAUUCCACGUGUCGAAUUCUCAGCAUUGCGGCUGGUUUUUUCGGUCACAAAACGGACUAUGUGAUUCUUAAGGCUUCGAGUUUGUUCAAUGACAUAGACGACAGAAUGCUAUUGAAUGAUUCUCCGGUGAACGGUGUUAAUCAGUAUUUCAUUGGUGAUUCCGGGUAUCCUCUGCUUCCUUGGCUCAUGGUACCUUUUGGUGAGAAUGUGACUGUUUCUGGUUCCGUUGAAGAGAGUUUCAAUGCUGCUCAUGAACUGAUGCGGAUUCCGGCUCUCAGAACGGAUGCUAGUUUGAGGAAAUGGGGUGUUUUGAGUAGGCCCAUUCGCGAGGAGAUUAAGAUGGCUGUAGCUUAUAUCGGUGCUUGUUCGAUUCUUCAUAAUAGUUUGUUGAUGAGGGAGGAUUUUUCUGCUUUGGUUUGUGAUUUUGAACCUCAGAGGAAAAAUGGAGAACCUUGUGUAUUGGAGGAUGAUCGUUUAACGGAGGAGGCUUUGGCGAUGAGGAUGACAUUGGCUACGAUGGCAAAGAAAAUUAGUAGUUAGCUCAGUUCAGAUUCUUAAUUGGUGGGGGAAAGGUAUACGGAUUCAUGAUGCUUCGAGAUGUAUGCAAUUUUUCAGCUUCCACUCUUAGUUAAUUAGUGUGGAUGCGGUAUUGUAAAUACUGCCUCUUGAGCAUUUCAUAGUUAUAUUCUUUUUGAUGAUUACAAGUCUUUUGAUAAUGUUAUAGAUUUAAUUUCAUUGAUGAUAAUGGAUGGGUUUGUGAUGGUUUUUUGGAAUGUGUAAAAAGUAGCCAUAGUGCAUAAACAUAUGUAGCACCGACACUUCUGAAAAAGGAGUGUAUGUGUCAGACACCUACACCGACACUUGUGAUUACGUUUAAUUUAUUUAAUUUUUCAAAUUAUUACCGGUGUCGCUGUGUCAGUGUCAGUGUUGUGAUCAGGGGUGUCCGUGCUUUAUGUUAAUGACCAUUUCUCACUUUUUGUUAUGAACUAGUUGGAUUGAAUAGUUUCAUCACUCAUACCAUUUUGAUUCAUUGUUAAGUUAAUGACCAUUUGAUAUUGCCAUGUUACCCAUUACCAAUCUUUUGGAAUUGCCAGAGACAGUUGAACUUGUUUAUGCUGCUUUUAGUUUUGUCACUGUUUUGAGUUGAGUUAGUCCGGAUAAGGCUUGAUGGAAUUUGUAUCUUGCAAGUUGUAACAUGAUGCUAAACAGACGCACCUUGCAAAUUUAACAGUGAGUUAUAAAUAACGGUCACGUUGCAGCCAUGUAAAGGCUUUCGCGAUUUCGGUCGCGUUGCAGACAUGUAAAGGCUUUCGCGAUUUCGGUCGCUACAGGUGUUACGACAUCUGAUUGCGGUUGUUGCAGUGUGAAUUAAACACAAUUUGUUGUUUAUCAUAAAAAUGGUGAAUAAAUAGUAUUGGUAUCGACACCUUCCGAUACCGUUUUGUCACGGCUGUUUUUGUGGUUAUGAAUCCAUUUUAAAACUUUGUGUUGUAGUUAGAAAAGUUUUGGUCAUUAGUAAUAAUCUUAGUUCUGUAAACUUGAUCUUUCUUGAUGAUAUUUAGUGCCCUUAUUGACAGUUAGAAGACUAGAUGGACAUGCAUUUAACUGUGUGAUUUGUUACCUAGCUAAAACUUUACUACUAUAUAUUUCUUGUAACUGCAAAUCGGGAGCAUUGAAACCUCAUGAUCCCUUUGAUAUGAUUUAGUCUUUUGCUUCUUUAAUUCCCCAGGAAAUUGCCUGAUAUCAACUCUAUUAUUGUAUUGAUUACUGGUUAGAUUAGCUGUCUUAAUUGCUCUUUUCUGUUCUUAGUGGUCCGAGAAAACUAUAAGCAAACAGUGCUUUACUCUUUGAAGUUCUGAACAUUUGCUGUUAUCUUAUGGUAAUAAGUUAUUGAUUACCAUAUAAUCUUCUAUCCAUGGCAACAACAUGACAA